Verticillium nonalfalfae is the source of this 1908-nucleotide messenger RNA. RefSeq lists its product as uncharacterized. The record is from RefSeq and is a predicted model, not a curated record. NCBI's taxonomy places the organism in Eukaryota, Fungi, Ascomycota, Sordariomycetes, Glomerellales, Plectosphaerellaceae. The transcript is spliced from 2 exons. Bases 1 to 1908 code for a protein of 635 amino acids.
AUGUCCGGUCUCCCGUCAGGCUGGGAAUCCGACUACAACGGGAGCCGCUGGUUCUAUCGCUACAAACCCACGGGCCAGAUCCAGUUUCACUUUCCCCAAGAUGGCGACGAGUUUCCCGACUUUGUCGACGCCUACGCGCCCGCACCCGACCUGGCACCGGAGGAGAAGCUCGAGAGCCAGCAGCAGGUCAAACGGAAGACGGAGCCCCCCGAGAAUAACGAAAAGGGACCCGGAAAGUCGCUGGAGCGCGCGACGGCUGGACCAUCGGGUGGAGGCUUAGGCUCUGGGACCAAGCCCUCUCGGGAUGGUGCAGGGAAGCAACAACUGAGUCCUACCGAUGAUGACGACAACGGCGGCGAGUUCUACUACCAACCCGAGAGCUUCAUGUUCCUUGGGCCUGGCGCGUACAGUGACGUGAGCCCGCUGGGCGAAGAAGAUGACCGAGUGGACGCUGGUGCAAAACCUCCUGAGAAGGGGAAGCGCAAUGAGGACGAAAAUGCAAAGGUCAAGUCAGAGGACAGCCAACCAUCUCGUUUGAGCUCCAAGGUAUCACCCAUACAAAGCGAAUCUACCACGCCGCUCGUGGUCCACAGCACCCCGUUUGCUGGCGAUUCAACAGCGGCCAAGCCGAGCAUCGAGACGACACCGCCUGCUGCUGUUGCCGAGCCUCCGUCGGCCGCAUCACCAACAGUUCCAUUGCUAGAUUCCCGCGAAAUGCCGCAUGAGCUACCCGCAAGCGCCCCAUGGAGCCCAGUCGGGGUGGUGGCUGAAAUGCCUACCGAACAUACGGCACAGGCGCGCAUUGAGACUCAUCCCGACCCAGUGGAGAUAGGGGACAGUGCUGUUCUCGCGCCCAUAGAAACACACAUGGAUGUGGGGAUUGCUGAACUUCCUGAACAUACCACGCCCACCGACAGGAAGCCAGUUGAUACAUCCCAGCACAAUGAGCUUCAGCAGACCAGUCUACCUGACCAUGUCUUGUACCAAGCCACCUUUGGGACGAUAGCGAGGCCUAAGAACCCAUCGCCACCAACGUCAGCGCUGCAAACGCCAGGCGCUUCGACGCCAGCCGAAGCGUCAACCGGAUCACAUGAACGGCAGAUCCAGGCGGCAGAAGAGCCACGCGCUCCAAGGGAUGAGUCACCCUUCAAGAUCACCAGGAAGCCGACAAACGCUGCGACAUCAAGUUCCAAGUAUCAACCAUACGCACCUCCAGUGGCCGCUAGUACUGCCGAGCGCCCCCAUCUUGAGCAGAGAACGCCAAGCUCCCAAAGCCAAGAUCGCCGUGUCUCUUUGAUUCGCGAAGGAUCGCUGAUGUUAGGGCCACGCGAGCCGGCAAGGGUCCAGUCCGAAAAUGUACCAACUGUGCUCCAGCCUCCGCAGCUACCUCCAAAAGUUGAGGAGCAGCCUCGAUCACACCCCUCUCAAGCCCCUGUUGGCAGCAACACUGUGCCUCAUCACAUUGCAUUUGCCGCCCGCGAGCAGACGCGAGCCCAGACGAACGAGAGUGGAGCAUCAUCGGAAAAAGCUGCCGCAAUCUCAUUGAGCCAUGUGCCCUCCGUGUUGAAACCCGCGCGAGGCAAGAUGGUAGAGCGGAGCAGCACUGAAAACCAACGAGGUCAUACGGACAACCCACCACGUAUUGGUCAAAUCCACCAUACGACGACAAUGGACGUUGAUCCGCAACCAGCUUUGGGGCCACGGCCAUGGGUUCAGAGACACACCAUCCCCGCAGCCUCCAAGGUCCUACGAACCGUCACAAAGUCGCAACUGGUCCUCCGAGUCGCUGGCGUACCAACGCCAAGUGGUCUCGUCACCCCAAGGAAGGCUACCGCGACAGCAAUCAUUCGCGUCCAGCGACGUCUCAUCCCUCGGACCGUCAUCCAGUCGCCAAUCAUCAAUAAGUAA